This is a messenger RNA of Panicum virgatum (switchgrass), 3695 nucleotides long. RefSeq names its product MDIS1-interacting receptor like kinase 2-like. Gene Ontology annotation, cellular component: plasma membrane. NCBI's taxonomy places the organism in Eukaryota, Viridiplantae, Streptophyta, Magnoliopsida, Poales, Poaceae. Bases 134 to 3337 code for a protein of 1067 amino acids. The record is from RefSeq and is a predicted model, not a curated record. The transcript has 2 exons. Gene Ontology annotation, biological process: protein phosphorylation; hormone-mediated signaling pathway. Gene Ontology annotation, molecular function: protein kinase activity; protein binding; ATP binding.
GACCUGAAAGACCAAGUCCUUGUGGCUUGUGCCAUAGCCAUGUAUAUACAGAGGGGGUUUACCUUGCAAUGUAAUCACAACCUCAAGCCGAAUUACAUCAAAAUAUCCUAAUCAUCCUCUUGCCCAGCUCCAAAUGACAAUAACUUUUCUCAUCUUGCUCAUCGCAUGCCUGCUUUGCCUUCAAUUGCAUGCACUGCGGCAUGGAAGUAUCUCACUGAAGUCUCAACAAAUGGCCCUUCUUCACUGGAAAUCAACUCUCAGGAGCUCACCGGUGCAGAUGAGCUCCUGGCGACACCACACCAACCCAUGCAACUGGACUGGCAUCAUGUGCAGCGCCCUUCACCACGGACAGCACAUGCCGUGGGUUGUGACCAACAUCUCUCUACCAGGUGCCGACAUCCAUGGCAAGCUCGGUGAGCUCAACUUCUCGGCUUUACCUUUCCUCACGUACCUUAACCUUUCCAGCAACAAACUCCAUGGCAACAUUCCACCCAACAUCAGCUCUCUGUCAAUACUCUCUUAUCUUGACCUAAGCAGCAAUUGGCUUAAUGGACAAAUACCACAUGAGAUUGGUCGCCUGCAGUGUCUUACCAAACUUAUACUCUCCUUUAACAAUCUCACUGGUCACAUCCCGACAUCACUGAGUAACCUAACAAAGUUAACUGAUCUUAUAAUUCACCAAAAUAUGGUCACUGGCCCAAUUCUAAAGGAUAUAGGAAGUCUUUCAGACUUGCAGUUUUUACAGCUAAGCGACAGCUACUUAGUUGGUGAGAUACCCUCAGCCCUGGGAAAUCUGACCCAGCUAAAUACAUUGUAUCUGUACGGAAAUGAAAUCUCCGGACCUAUACCCUCAGAUUUAGGCAAGCUCAUCAACAUGCAACAGCUUGAUCUUUGCAUUAAUAAACUUACUGGUGAGAUACCAUUGGCCCUUGGAAACCUGACACAGCUAAACACUUUGUAUCUCCAUCGUAAUGAAUUGUCUGGACCUUUACCGUCAGAACUAGGCAAUCUCAAUAAAUUGACUAACCUUAGUUUCAAUGAUAACCAGAUUACAGGUACCAUACCCUCAGAACUAGGUCUUCUAUCAAAUCUUAAGUUUUUGAAUAUGUAUACCAACAACAUAUCUGGCUCUAUUCCUGCCAGCUUAGGAAAUCUUAGCAACCUCCACAGUUUGUAUUUGGCAUACAAUCAAAUUUCUGGCUCAGUACCAAGAACUUUUGGGAACUUCAAAAUGAUCCGAGAACUAGGGUUCCACAAUAACCAAUUGACAGGUUCUCUUCCUCAGGAGUUAGAAAAUGUUACAAAUUUAGUUUAUCUUUCUUUAUCCAAUAACAUCCUGUCAGGGCCUUUGCCCACAAAUUUAUGCACAAGCCACAACCUCAAAUUUUUAUAUCUAUCUUCAAAUAUGUUUAACUGUUCUAUUCCGAAGAGCCUCAGAACAUGUUCAACCCUGGUUGUCCUUUUCCUUCAUAAAAAUCAGCUAGCAGGAGAUAUAUCAGAACAUUUUGGAGUGUAUCCAAACCUCAUGUGGAUGAGAUUGUCGUCCAAUAGGCUCUCUGGCCAGAUCCCACCAAGUUGGGGUGCCAAUCACCAGUUACAAGAACUGGAUUUAGCAGAAAAUAUGAUCACGGGUCCAAUUCCUGCAGCUCUUUCGAAAUUAUCUGACUUGGGCAAACUAAAUCUCAAUGCCAAUAAUCUCAGUGGUGAGAUUCCACAAGAAAUUGGUGAUUUAACAAAUCUGUAUAUCCUGAAUUUAUCACAGAAUCAGUUAUCUGGAUCCAUACCAUCACAGCUGGGAAGGCUGAGUAACUUAGGCUACCUUGAUAUAUCGAGAAAUAUUUUGAGUGGAUCAGUACCAGAGGAACUUGGGAGAUGCAUCAAACUACAGUUAUUAAAUAUCAACACCAAUAAUUUCAGUGGGGAUUUUCCUGACACUAUAGGAAAUUUGGCAAGCUUACAGAUCAUGUUAGAUGUUAGCAAUAACAAAUUCAAUGGUGUCUUGCCACAACAACUUGGAAAGUUGGAGAUGUUGGAACUUCUAAACCUGUCCCGGAAUCAGUUCAAUGGAAACAUUCCACCCUCUUUGACAAACAUGAUGAGCCUAUCGACGCUUGAUGUGUCAUACAACAACUUGGAAGGUCCAGUUCCGGCAGGACGUCUACUUCAAAAUGCUUCAGUAAAAUGGUUUCUUCACAAUAAAGGUCUGUGUGGUAAUCUCUCUGGCUUGCCACAGUGUUAUUCAAAUCAAGUAUAUAGUCACCAUAGAAGAAGGCUACUUAGUUUGCUAUUGCCAAUUGUUCUUGCUGUGGUUUCCACCAUUCUUGCGACAAUUGCAAUUGGUUCAAUACUCUCUCAUAUCAAGAGAAAGCCACAUGAAAGUGAUAUUACUGAUGGAAAAGACAUGUUCUGUGUUUGGAAUUUUGAUGGAAGGUUGGCAUUUGAGGAUAUCAUCAGGGCAACUGAAAGUUUUCAGGACAAGUACAUCAUUGGAACUGGAGGAUAUGGGAAAGUAUACAAAGCAGAACUUCAAGAUGGGCAGCUAGUUGCUGUGAAGAAGCUUCUAAAUGAAGAGGAGGUGAAUGAUGAAAGAAGAUUUUUGUACGAAAUGGAAAUAUUAUCACAAGUUCGACAGCGCAGCAUUGUCAAGUUGUAUGGGUUUUGCUCCCAUCCAGAGCAUAGGUUUCUUGUCUAUGAGUACAUAGAACGAGGGAGCCUCCAUAUGACCUUAGAAACUGAGAAGUUAGCUAAGGAAUUGAAUUGGCAGAAGAGAUUUUGUCUUGUUAAAGAUGUAUCUCAAGCAAUAUCUUAUUUGCACCAUGACUGUAACCCACCAAUAAUCCAUCGAGAUAUCACCAGCAAUAACAUCUUGCUCGACAAAAGUUUCAAGGCUUAUGUAUCAGAUUUUGGCAUAGCAAGGAUUCUGAAACCUGGUUCACCAAACUGGAGCGCACCAGCUGGGACAUACGGCUAUAUAGCUCCUGAGCUAUCCUACACAUUCAUUGUGACAGAGAAAUGCGACGUGUAUAGCUUUGGUGUUCUUGUGCUUGAGGUGGUGAUGGGGAAUCAUCCAAGGGAUCUUCUGCAUCACAUUGCAUCAACAAGGGGGCAACACAUACUACUUAGGGAUAUCCUGGACCAAAGACCUCCAGCACCAACUACAUCAGAAGAGAAAGACAUUGUUCUCCUCAUGAAGGUGGCACUUUCAUGCCUGCAAGCUUCCCCACAAGCAAGGCCAACAAUGCAGAGGACACACCAGACACUUACCCAUAAUCAGUCUUACAGUCCCGUCCCAAGACAUUUCAGUGUAAUCACGCUAGAUGAGCUCUAUGAUACAUAACCAUGAUACCAAGGUUUACUCAGGCUUAUCAUCAUAUGUGGUACUAGGGUGUUGUGGCAAAUCACUGGAUCAAAACCAUUGGUACUUUUCUGAUGCUAUCAUGCUAGACAUACAGAAUAAACAGCAUAGAGAGAUAUCAUAGCUGCUCUGAAAUUGAAUACAAUCAAUCAAACCCAUGUGUAGUUCAUUAGCAGAAAUCUAUACAAAUUAACAGAAGAGUAAACCAACUAGCUACUGCUUAAGCAUUUGUGCAGUAUAUUUAUAAUUUUGUGCUUUCAUUUUCACCAACUUACUGUCUCGUGACUUGAGCAAAGCAAGAACGCACAUUGAUUUUCAGAUGUAAAACAUUUAUCACUCA